This is a messenger RNA of Candoia aspera, 9915 nucleotides long. It is a transcript of the gene ZFHX2, whose product is annotated as zinc finger homeobox 2. The transcript has 9 exons. The record is from RefSeq and is a predicted model, not a curated record. Gene Ontology annotation, molecular function: zinc ion binding; DNA-binding transcription factor activity, RNA polymerase II-specific; RNA polymerase II cis-regulatory region sequence-specific DNA binding. The coding region runs from base 152 to 8113 and encodes 2653 amino acids. Gene Ontology annotation, cellular component: nucleus. Lineage: Eukaryota; Metazoa; Chordata; Lepidosauria; Squamata; Candoiidae. Gene Ontology annotation, biological process: regulation of transcription by RNA polymerase II.
CUAGAUAUGUGUUAGAGGACCGGUUCGCCCUCUUGCCCCAGGGAGGGACCAUGUGAGGGAUUCACACAAGCUUGUCUUCUCUUGCUCUUUCUGCAGGGUCUCGGCUGCUCCGCUGAGAUGACCCCUCCGCACCCCUCGGGCCUGCACCGCCAUGGACGCCCCCUUUAACUCUGCCUCCUCCUCCUCCUCCUCCUCCUCCCACUCCUCUACUGCUGUCCCCCCGGCAGACGGACAGGAUGACAGGGCCGCAGUUCGGCCUGCUCAGGGCUCUCCUGCCUUGCCACCCACCAAAGAACCCCCCCGCUGGGACCCUUCCUCUUCCCCCUCACCCCUUCCCGACGGCGUCAUGAGACCCUGCUCCGGUUCCCAAGCAGAGCUCGGUCUGGCCAAGUUCCCCGCGGCCAUCUCGUCCACCCCGCAGCUCCAAGUGGACCACGGCCCAGCAUUGCCAAAUCUACCCCCUUUCCCUCCAGGAACGCCCCCGGCCGAAGAUGGGGCCAAGCUGGAAGCAGAAGGCGGAAAAGAGGGCGAGGAGGGUGGAAAUGAGGCCCAGCUCUUCUUUGCUGCCAACGGCUCGGCCUACCUGCUCAAGCGUGGCCACGUUCUCUUACCAAAGGGCUCCCCCCUCGCCGCAGCUCCCCAAGUCUCUACCCUCCACGUCCAGUGCAGUGGAGGUCCUAACCAAGGCUUUACGUCGACUGACCAAAUGUCCCAGAAUACCUCAGCGCCAGGCGAGCUGACCCCUCAAGGCGCCUUCUACAGCUACCGACUGGCCGGGGCCCCCGCUCAAAGUACACCUGCCAAAAACGCUGCCACCAAAUCCAAAGAUGCCCCCACCACCUGGGCGGGGGGCGAGGAAUGCUCCCGAGGGGAAGCCCGCCUAGGCCGAGACGAGGAGCAGCCGGGGGCUCCCCUCUGGCUCUGCCUAACCUGCCGCCUCUCUUUCCGCCAGGGCCACUCCUUGGCAUCUCACGCCCGCGCAGCCCAUGGCGUGCAGCUCAGCAACCCCAAAUGCCAAGCCCUGGACGGAGGGGCUUCGGCCGUGUUCCAGGGUACCGACCUUGGCUUCCUAGAACCAAAUAACCCCACCACCGAGGCAGACCUCAAUGCCAGAAUGUGUAGCAGAUGGGUGAAUGUAAAAGAGGAGGAGGAGGAGGAGGAGGACCAGAAGAGGACCCCAGAAAGACGAUGCGAGCCACCAGAUACCAAAGAUUCAAGGGUCGGCGGCACGCACUGGGCAAAGGGGGGCCUGGAGGAGAAACCAGAGGAGGAGGAGGAGGAGGAGGAGGAGGAGGAGGAGGAGGAGGAGGAGGAGGCACAAUUGGGUGAGAACAGGAAAGAGGAGGAACAACUUCCAGACCAAAGCUCGCCCGGUUCACAAAGCCUGCUCUUGGCUGCUAACACCCCUCUCUCAGAGACGCCGCUGACGAAGGCCAGCAGCUUUGACCAUGCCAGGUUGCCCAAGGAGGACGUCAACAAGGAGCCGACCAACGAGGCGAUUCAGGAAGGGCUGACGCACGAGGUCCCUUGUCUGGACCCAGCUGCCGAAAUCUGCAGCACCGAGUCUGCUCCCCAAGUGGGCGGCGACACCGUCCACAACGACGCGGACGGGAUGGGCGCCGGGCUGGCCCACGACAUCGGCACUGCCGAGCUGGCCAACAGCCUGGGCAGUGUGGGGAUGGCCAACGAGGUCAUCCCCGCUGGAUUUGAGGUCAACAACGGGCUCGGUAACAGCAGCCACAACGGAGGAGCCCCGCUUGCCUUUGGGGAAGAUUUCGCAGCCAUGGCCUACUCCGGGCUGACCUUAUCUGGGCACAUGUCCCUGCUUCACUCCCGGAAUUCCUGCAAGACGCUCAAGUGUCCCAAAUGCAACUGGCAUUACAAGUACCAGCAGACCUUGGAUGUGCACAUGAAGGAGAAGCACCCGGAGAACAACAGCCACUGCGCGUACUGCAGCACGGGGGGACCCCACCCUCGCCUGGCCCGCGGGGAGAGCUACAACUGUGGCUACAAGCCCUACCGCUGCGAGGCCUGUAACUACUCCACCACCACCAAGGGCAACCUCAGCAUCCACAUGCAGUCCGACAAGCACCUGGCCAACCUGCAGGGCUACCAAGUGACGGGAGGCGGUGGGCCGCCGGCCGCCCCUCCUGCCGCACCUGCCCCGUCCUCCCCCGAGGAGAAAGAGCCCAAAGGCAAAUCCUCUUGGCAGUGCAAGGUGUGCAGCUAUGAGACCAACAUCUCCCGCAACCUGCGAAUCCACAUGACCUCCGAGAAGCACAUGCAGAACAUGCUGCUGCUCCAUCAGGGGUUGCCCCUGGCGCUGCCCGGGCUGCUGGGGCAACCUCAGCCCCCUCCCGGGGGCAAGGCUCAGCCGGAGCUCUUCCCAUUCUACGGGGCACAGGCGCUCGGCCAUUCCCACCACCCGCAUCCCCACCAGACACACUCGGGGAGCAGCUCGGCUCUGCGGGCGGACAAGCCCAUGGAACAGCCCCAACUCUUGCUCAACGGCGGCUUCCAGCAUCUCAGCGCAGCAGGCAGGAAGAUGGCUACCUUGGGGUCGGCACCCACCUCUCUCUCUCCUGAGCCUGCUCCACCUUCCCCAUCACCGGCCCAAGCUGGACCCGACCUGUCGGCCCCCCAGAGAUUGUUCAGCUGCCUGGUGUGCCAAGCGUUCAGCACCGACAGCCUGGAUGCCCUGCUGCGGCAUGCCUCAGCCCCACGCUCCCUGCCCGAGGCAGAGUGGAAGGAAGUGUCGGGCGACCUGCAUCGGUGUCGGCUCUGCGCUUACGGCACCCAGUUGAAAGCCAACUUCCAGCUGCACCUCAAGACCGACAAGCACGCCUUGAAAUACCAGCUGGCUGCCCACCUGCGGGAAGGGGGCAGCCUUGGGGCCCACUUGGGGGUGGAGCUCCCCCUGGGCCCACCCCUUCACCUGCACUGCAACCUCUGUGAAUAUGAGACUAACAGCAAGGAAAAAAUUCAGCUGCACGUUGCAGGCACCGGCCACCAGGAAGCCCUACAAGGUUACAAGUUUCUCCAGGAAAUGGAGUCCCCCUCGGCGCCCCCACCCGUCUCCGAAUCGGCGCCGUUCCGCUGCCUCCUGUGCAAUGUGGACGCGCCGAACCGCCUGGCCAUGAUCCAGCACCUCCGGUCCCCCCCACACCGCGAAGCCCACGGGCAGUGGCGCCUGCAGCUUCUCCAGAACGGCGAAGGCACUCUGGGCCUCGAAAGAUACAUCUGCUUUGCGCCCACAAACGCCGCCGGGAAGGAAUCUGUUCUGGAUAGUUUAACUCCUGAAAAAGAAAAGCCAAACAAAACGUGGAUACCUGGUGCUGAUGAGACUGAAGCGACAGCUUCCAGUCUGGGUGACAGUACAGUGACUCUACUUUGGGGGGGGGGCGGUAACCUGAUCCGUUUGAGCCCUUUCUGGGUUCUGCUUCUCCAGCCGGUGCUGCCAAUCCAACCCCCCCUUAACUUUUUGACGUCUCCCCUUGCCCACCAGGUGUUCUGCUGUCCGUACUGCAACUUCGUGGACCCAUCAGCCGAAGCCGUGCGGGCUCACACCAUCUCCCAGCAUGCCGUGCAGCCCAAGUUCCACUGCCCCCUGUGCCAAGAGCAGCUGGUGGGCCGUGCCAACCUUCACUUCCAUCUCAGCCAUGUCCACAAUGUGGUGCCUGAAUGCGUAGAGAAGCUGCUGCUGGUGGCCACUACAGUGGAAAUGACUUUUGCCACAAAAGUCGUUCCUGGGGUCACCCUUCCUCCUGAUCUGCCCAAACCAGGUGGGACUCUCAGCGUGGAGCAAGGGGCUGGAACUGAAGCCCCAAGCCCCUUCAUUGCACCAGCCACAGAGGAGAAAGCUUGCCCAACGCCGGUGCUUUGCCCUGAAACCCCCCCUCCUUUGGUGGCUACCUCCCCACCUCCUAAUGAGCGCCCAGAAAAGUCCCUUCGUGCCUCUCCUCCCCCCGCCUCUCUUGCUGUAACUCCUCAGGAGUCUGAAGAUGACGACCCUUCUCACCCGAAUGCCACCCCUGAGGAGCAGCAGCCACCAGCACAUGUCCUGGCAGAGCCCCUUGAAUCUUCACCACCCAUCCUGCCCAAUCCAGACUCCCGGCACCCACUGUCCUACCGCAAGGCAACCAACUUUGCCUUGGACAAAUUCCUGGAUCCUGCCCGUCCCUAUAAAUGCACAGUUUGCAAAGAAUCUUUUACCCAGAAGAACAUCCUCCUGGUGCAUUACAAUUCGGUUUCCCACCUCCAUAAGAUGAAAAAGGCCUCCGCCGACCCUUCCAUGUCAUCUCGGGGCGAGCCUGGCACCCCUGGGGCCCUCCAGCCGUCCUCAGACAAACCGUACAAGUGUACCACUUGCCGAGUCUCUUACAACCAGAGCUCCACCUUGGAGAUCCACAUGCGCUCUGUUCUGCACCAGACCCGCUCCCGCGUGGCCAAGAUGGAAGCUGCGGGCAAGGCAGACUUGCCCCCGGCUGAAUUGGAGCACCCAAAUGAGGCCCCCCUGGAAACGGAGGCCCCCGGCUGCGUCCAGGUGCCAGCGCUCCCAUUUUUAACGCCAUCCACGGCAGAGCUACCACACUUUCCUACGCCCCUUUUCACCCCACCGCUGCUGCCACCCUUCCCUUUGGUACCCGAGUCGCUCCUAAAACUGCAGCAACAGCAGCAGCAGCUCCUGCUCCCCUUUUAUUUACAUGAUCUUAAGGUGGCCCCCAAAUUGGCUUUAGCGACGCCGGCCCUGACCCUCCCUACCCCCUCGCCUGUCCUGCUGCCACCACUGCCCCCCAAGGAGGAACAGGCCCCAACGGCCGCUAGCAGCACCAAGGCAGAGGUGGCCGAAGAGACCGAAGGAGAAGACACUGAGGGGAGCCAGCCCGGCAGCGAGGCCUCCCGCACAGCCGCCAAGGCCCUUCUGGAGAACUUCGGCUUUGAGCUGGUGAUCCAGUACAACGAGGGCAAACAAGCUUCUGCGGCGCCUCCCGCCAUUCCCCCGCGUCCCCCUGUGGGCAAGCUGCAGUGCGGCACCUGUGGGAAGCAGUUCUCCAACAUGCUCAUCCUGAAAACUCACGAGGAACACGUGCACCGGCGGUUCCUGCCCUUUGAAGCCCUCAAUCGCUACGCCGUGCAGUUCCGGAAGAGUUAUGACAGCAUGUAUCCCCCCCCUCCGCCAGUGCUCCCAAUGGAGACAACGGCGGUUGCCACGACUGCUGUGGCAGUCUCCACCGUCACCACCGCUGUUGUGGAGAACGCCACCGUCACACAAUCCUCCAUGCCCCUGGAGAUUCCCUCCCUCUGUCCUCCGUUUUUAAUGCAACCCAUGCCGGUGGUUGUGACACCACCGGAAAACGAGCCUCCCUGUGUACCUCCUGAACGCCUGAAGUCUCUAUGGUUUCGAGGGGAGGAAGAGGAAGGCAACACUGCAUCAUCUGGAGUCCUGGAGCUUCCCCGGGGGAGCUUCCCUGCAACCCGGCGUUUCUCUCGUACCAAAUUUACAGAGUUCCAGUCUCAGGCUCUGCAGUCCUUCUUUGAGUCGAGUGCUUAUCCCAAAGAUGGUGAGGUUGAGCGUCUGUCCAUGCUUUUGGGGUUGCCCAAUCGGGUCAUCGUGGUCUGGUUCCAAAACGCUCGCCAGAAAGCCCGAAAGAGCGGUGGGAGCGAAGCCAGUGGGGGCAGCGGAAACAGCACCAUGCAGCCGUCUUGCAAAAAGUGUCGGAUGUCCUUCCGCUGCAUCUUUGAGCUGGUGCGCCACCUGAAGAAGUGUUAUAAUGAUCAGCUUGAUGAGGGGGAAGGAGAUGGGGGUGAGGAUGAGAAUGAAGCCCCUGAGGAGGAGGAGCAGGAGGAGGAAGAGGAAGGGGAACAGCGAGAAAUCUUGGGACCUGGUGGAGAUAGCAAGACAGAUGGUGCUGGAGACAAACCCAUGGAAGAAGAGCCGCCUGCCUCCACAGCGCCCCCAGAUAUCUCCAAGAACCAUCCCUGCGAUCAGUGCACUGCCAUCUUCUCAAGCAGUGACCUCCUCAACAUCCACCGCAUUAGUCACAUGCCAGCAGCUGGUCCUCCGUUGGCUUCUACUGGUCCACCACCUUCCCUCGACAUGACCCCUUUGGUGUUUGGUGAGCGUGCGGUCCACCCAGAUUCUUCUCGUGCGCAGAAGCGGAAACAUGAAGAUGGGACCCUGUCCCCCACGGGGAGUGAAAGUGCCAGUGUCCUUGGAGGAGAAAAUGAGCCCCCACGGGAUAAACGCCUGCGCACCACAAUUCUGCCAGAGCAGCUGGAGAUUCUGUAUCGCUGGUACAUGCAAGAUUCCAACCCCACCCGGAAAAUGCUCGACUGCAUAUCGGAAGAAGUUGGGCUUAAAAAGAGAGUUGUCCAAGUGUGGUUCCAGAACACAAGAGCCCGUGAACGGAAGGGCCAGUUUCGAUGUAAUACCAGUGCCAGCGCCCCAACCAGCAAGCUGUCACCAGCACACCCCAAUACUUUCCCAAAGUUCAACCCUCCACCACGGGACCCCCCCAUUCAUUAUGGUGGGUCCUUUACACCCAACCUCCCUACUGUUAACCUACAGCCACUUCUCACUAAGCCAGAGGUUCUCACAGAACCACAGAUGCAGGAAGACAUGGCUGAAGAAGAGGUUCCCAAGGAGCACGAAGACCGAAGCCUGUCUGGGGGAGAGCUGAGCGAUUCUUCCUCCUCCUCCUCCUCUUCCUCCUCCUCGGCGGAUCUGGAUUUCUCCAGCAGCCAAAGGAAUCGAAUGAUGGAUGGAGGGCUCGGAGGUGUGCCCGACUCUCUGGGGCAGAGGCGGUAUCGUACCCAGAUGUCUAGCCUCCAGCUGAAGAUCAUGAAGGCUUGUUACGAGUCCUACCGAACCCCAACCAUGCAGGAGUGCGAGGUGCUGGGGGAGGAGAUAGGGCUACCCAAGCGGGUGAUCCAGGUGUGGUUUCAGAACGCGCGGGCGAAAGAGAAAAAGGCCAAGGCUGCCUCCGGCGGGACCAGCGGUGGUGACGAGGCCCCCUCCGCUGCUCAGGCUCAAUCUGAAUGCCCCUACUGUGAAGUCAAGUACGAUUUCUAUGUCUCUUGUCGUGGGCAUCUCUUCUCCCGAGGCCACCUAGCGCGGCUAAAGGAGGCCAUCAAAUCCCAGCUCAAGAGUGAGAACAAGUGCUAUGAGCUGGUGUCGGACAAAGGAACACCCUCCCCAACCAGGCUGGGGGUGCCUGUGACCCCCACUGCCAUGCCAUCUUCUCUUGGGAGCAAGCCCCCCUUUGUGCCAGGCACGGCUGCUUCCUCCUCAGGGGUCCUGAGCUCCCCUUUGGCCUCCUCCCAGCCAGGCCUCUCCUUACCUCAGCAACUGUCACCAGAAUCUGGCCAGCUUGGCCCCUUAACCGAGCCUGCUCCAGUUCCGGCAGCCUCCCCAAGUGACAGUCAGGCCGAACUCACGUCAAAUUCAGCCCAAGACCCCUCCUUGUCCUCCACUGCCACACUGAAGAACCUCAAGACGUUGAAGGCUGCAGUGCCGGCCCUGCUGGGGGGCCAGUUCCUGCCCUUCCCAUUGCCGGCAGCGGCCACGGCAGCAGCAGCGGCCCCCUCCCUUUUUGGAGCCCAGCUUCCCGGGGCGUACUUCCAGCAGCUCUAUGGCAUGAAGAAGGGGCUGUUCCCUAUGAACCCUGUCAUACCUCAGACACUUAUGGGGCUGCUGCCCAGCCCCCUGCUCUCAACACCCACACCUGAGCCCCCCGUUGAGGUGUCAGAGGCCCCCGGCAUCUCUACAGUUGACGUGACUCACCAGUACCUUUGCCGCCAGUGCAAGGCCGCCUUUGAGAGCGAGGGGGCGGCGGUGGCCCAUCAAGCUGCCCUCUGCUACUUUGGGCGCCAGCCCGCCGCCGCACCACCCCCACUGCGCGUGCCUGUGUGCACCUACCACUGCCUGGCCUGUGAGGUGCUCGUGAGCGGGCGGGAGGCGCUGGGGGCCCACCUGCGCUCCAGCGCCCACCGGCGCAAGGCCAGCUCCAACACAGCAACCGCAUCGGUGUUUGCCAAAGAGGAAUCCAAAUUACCUCACUCGGACUCCAAUCCAAAAAGUAACGCUACCUCUACGACACUACUAGCUUUAUAGAGAUGGAUGCUAUCCUGCCGCCAAUGGAGAGAGAAUGACUCGUGAACGAACCUGUGGGUGGGUGGAUGCCCACUUGGACGACCCCUCUGCUUCCACCCAACCAUGUCCAUUUCAGCUCCAGGUCCACCUUUUUCUAAUGGCCAGCAAGGAAGUCAUCACGAGAGAGGGUCCACUUGUGCCCCUCCCCAAGUGAUUUCAAGGGCCUGUGUCCCCCGUCCCAAUUUUUAUUCCAGAUGUCAUUCCUCUUCCACAGGAUGACCAGAGGUUGAGCAAAACGGCCGCCCAUCCAUUGAGGAAGCCCUGGUCCUUACUAAGCUUCAUCUCUGGAGGGUGUCCAGCUCAACAAUUCCCUGGACAUCAUGCUGUUGCAUUCUCCUACCCUACCUUUUCUUCACACAGAACUGUUCUGUCAUUCCUCCCAUUCAGAUAUCUCCUUAAGUACCAGUUGAUGCUCAUUCCCUACCUCUUCCCCAUCUCCCAGACAACUGGCCAGAUUCAACAUGAAUGGCACCCCAUCAUCUUCCUUCUCGUUUCCUCUGUAGUUCCUUCCCACCUAUCUCUGCAUUCCUGAGUCUUCCACCUCCUUUGUUACAGGCAGGCCCCUCCCUUGACAAAGGCAGAAAAGGCUCCAGAUCUCUUACAUACGAGCAUCUUCAGUGACCUUCCCACCUUUUGGCGUUUUCUGCCAAGAACUGGAGGGGAAGCCUCCCAUUUGAAUCUCCUUUGAUGAUCCUGAGAAGCUGGGACUUCCCCCUUCUUUUAUAAUAUCAAAACUAUGCCGCUUCUCUUCACAUCAGUGAAAAAUUCCAAAAUUCUUCACCCACAUGUCACGUAACUCCUGUUCACCCAACCGCACGGGGCCCCAAUCCUUGAUGAACCUGGUCUCACCUCUCCCACCCACCCCAUUUAAGACAGUUGCUGGCACACUCUUGAUGUCCGUCAUUCAUUCAAGUCUCCUUUCUCUCACUUACAUGCAUAUACACCCCCCCACCCCUCCAUAAGAUCUCCUCCUCUCUCACUUACCACCCACCCUUUUACUGUGUUACGGACUGAAAAAGGCCAAAAAAAAAAAAAAAGGAACAGAAAGAAUGGACAAGAAAAAAAGAUUAAUCCAAGGAGACAAAACUUAAGGCAGGAGGGGAUUAAUUGAGAAACUCAGUCUCCCCACAACACCACUACCAACCCUCGAAGAGCAUGCGCUGCCCAUUUUUGUAUAUUAAUUACCGUCGAGGACGGAUGGACUAAUUCCUGAACUGUUGAUGGAUUUGAUCAAGUUGAACAGCAACCAAACAGGGCAAGAAUUUCUCUUUCCCGUAUUUUUUUUUCCUCUCUCUCCUCCUCCUCUUCCCCACCCCCAGCUGGAUCUUUACUUGCACUGGGGAACCAAAUAAAACCAACAACCUCGCUGUCUUUUUCCUCCUGAUAGACAUGACUUCUGUCUCUGCGCGGGAAACGACACAAAAUCUACUCCGAUGGCUUUAAAAAUAAUUUUUUAAAAAAAGAGAGAGAGAGAAAGGACACUGAAAGACCUACCCUCGCCAGACAUGGAGACACUCCCUGUGUGCCGUGUGCUGACGUGCUCGCAAAAAAGGAAAAAAAAACCCUCUUUAUGAAUCCAAAGCUCUUAAAAAAAAAAACUUCUAUACAAUAACCAAAAAGAAAAACCAACCAACCAAGAGAGAGAGAGAACAUUCACCAACAAAAAGAAGUCAUAAAAAGCAAACUGGAAAUAAUUUUCUUUUUUUAAAAAAAAAAAAAAGACGUAAGAUGAAGGAGAAAAAAAAAGUUAACCCCUCACGUUC